This is a messenger RNA of Hydractinia symbiolongicarpus, 2140 nucleotides long. RefSeq lists its product as uncharacterized. Lineage: Eukaryota; Metazoa; Cnidaria; Hydrozoa; Anthoathecata; Hydractiniidae. The coding region runs from base 273 to 1568 and encodes 431 amino acids. The record is from RefSeq and is a predicted model, not a curated record. The transcript has a single exon. Gene Ontology annotation, biological process: transmembrane transport. Gene Ontology annotation, molecular function: transmembrane transporter activity.
ACAAAAAGAAAAGAAAUAUAACAGUAAUAAUGUAUCUUUUAUGAAAUUUCAAUAAUGUAAUCUUCAUCUUCAUUAGCAAUACUCAUAGUAAAUAUCGUUGUUCUUUGAAUUAGCGCCCCUUUUCUCAAAAAAACGAAGAAGGGGCGCUUAUUUAGGAAGAGACUUUUAUUAACAAUUUUUUUCCUCGCUCAUUGGCCACGGGGUGGUUAGUCUGGCAAUUACGGUAAUGCGUCAUGUCGAAAAGAUUUUGAUAGCAGGUGUAAAUAAAUAAAAUGGUUUCGCAAGACAGAUUUUUGUUAUGGGAGAAAAAACGGAAUUCAACGUACAUUGUGUUUUUGGUUUUGUACUUCUUAAUGGGCUUAGAACUUGGAUGUGUUAAUGCAACGCUAUGGAUUUAUGUAUCAACUGUUGUAAAACCCAACAAUCCUGAAUUAUUUUACGGGUUAAUUGUUGGAUGCUUUUUCGCACCGCCCAUAUUAUUCUCACCCGUUUUGUCGCGUUUUGCUGACAAAACUAGACGAGUGAAGCUUUGCUUGAUAUCAGUGAUUUAUUUGUCAAUAGCCGGGAGCAUUUUAUACACCAUUCACACAUCUCCCUUGUUUCCGUUGUUUGGAAGAUUUUUGAGCGGGUUUACCAUGGCAGUGACACCACUUAUGGUUUCAGAAGUUGCAAGAUCAUACCCUAAAGAAAAGGUGUCACAAAAAUUGAUGAUGAUUAAUGGUAGUCGUUUAAUAGGUUACGCCUGCGGGCCAUGCAUUUCUAUAUUUUGUUUCAAAACAGAUUUUUGGAUUGGAAGUAUUCACAUAACGUAUGCCAAUGUUAUUGGACCUAUUCUCUUUGUUAUUUGCUGCAUAAUACUGGUUGUUGUAUUAAUUUUUACGCAUGAUUUAUCAAGAGAAUAUGACAUGAAAGCAGAAUCCAUGGAGAGAAAGAAUAUACCUUCUGCAUCAGCAUUCAGCACAACAAAAAAGAUUUUUCAAACUAAAGACACUCUCCUAAUGAUCAUUAUCUGCAUAUUUUUUGGGAUAAUGGACCAAAUAAAUUUCCGUAUAUUACCCAUGAUUGUUAUCACAAGAUUAAACUUCAGUUAUUCAGUUCUAAAUAUUCUGUUAAUGGGUGUUGCGUUCGCCAACAUGGUUCUUGUUGCAUUUCUACUAUCUUGGAGAAUUUCAAACAAAGAGGUGUAUUAUACUGGUAUUAUAAGUUUGAUGUCUGUAAUUCUGACAUCUUUGCUGUUAUUACUGCUCUACUAUCGAGUUGGACACGUUACUGGAUGGUAUGUGAUGUUGAUUGCCAACCUUCUUUGCAACGUAGUGUUUUUUCUUUCCGAUCAAACAUUUGCAGUGAUUGUGUGCGCAAAAUUGGCUCAUUCAUGCAAUCAAGGAUUCUUGGAAGGUGUUCGUUUGUUUUCUAUACAAAGUGGACGAGUUGUUGGAGCUAUAUGCAUAGGAAUGUAUUACAGCCACAUGAAGUUUUUUUAUCCUUCAACGACAGCAUUGUCAAUUAUGCUCUUGACAUUGUUGAUAUUGCGAAGAAAAACUCUUUCGAAUCCCGUGCCAGUUAUAUAACUCUCAAGUUGUCGUACAAAUAAUUAAUGAUGUAUAUAUGUAAGGUAAUAUACACUAGUAUCAUUAAAUAUGUUUUCAAAACCAUGCCGUUAUUAACAAAUAUUGGAACAGGUUCUCAAUAGUAAUAACAAUGCUAAGAGAACUUAUUUUCCUUUCAUUUAUUUUCUUUAAGUCUUGCGGGUUAAUUCAAAGCAUGAGUAUUACAAUUGGGGUAGUGUUUGGGAUGGUUGGUUAGAGCAGUGGUUGGGGUAGCUUUUUUGAUAUUUGAAGCGUAUAUUUUGUGAAUAUUCCUUACAGAUUUAAAACGGCUUUUAGCUCACUUGACAUAUUGAAUUUCGACCCAGUUAUCAAAAAAAAAGGUCAAUAUUUACCUUUUGUUUUCAACGUGUAGCGCCGCCACAUCUAAUUUUGUAUAAUAAUUUGCAGACCACAUGCUUUACGCCGCUAAAUAUUUCUUUUGAAACUGAGCCGCUGUGUGAAGUUAAUCACUGUGGAUACAAAGACAAGCAAUGUUAUAUCACGGGGUGAUUCUAUAGUAUGGUUACCAGGUGUACAAUACAACCAAUUUUUGA